AUGUUCCGUAAAGGACUUAGUGAUAGUAGUAUGUCUGAAAGUACGUUUUAUGAUUCUGAUGCCGAUCCAGUGUACAAUGAAAAUGUUACUGAUGGUUCUUCAGACUCAUACAGUAGUGAAUAUGAGUCUCGUAGAAAAAAAGCUAAAAUUUGCAAACAAACACAAAAUUGCAAAGAAUUUACUGCAGGUUCUAGUUCUAACCAAAAGGAGGCUGAUACAAGGAUAGAAAAAGCUGACUCUGCAAACGUUAGCCUGGAAGCUGUUAUUGACGAUGUAUCAAGAAAUAAAAUAACUGCAGGUCCUAGUUGUAUCCAAAAGGAGGCUGAUACAAGAAGGAUAGAAAAAGCUGAAUCUGCAAACGUUAGCCUGGAAGCUGUUAUUGACGAUGUUGUAUCAAGAAAUAAAAUAACAUGGAGCGAUGUGCCAAAUCCAGAUGAUCUCAAUAAGUUCGAACUAUCAUUUACUUCAGGAAUAAAUCAGGAAGAACUCGCAAAACUUACAGACCACAAACCAAUAGAUUUCUACCUACUGUUUAUCGACCGUCAAGUGCAAGAUUUGUUGGUUACUGAAACUAAUAAAUACGCCGAACAAACCAUAAUCGCUGGUAUUGUAAAUGAGUCAAUAACGAAACAUUCGCUUAUGAGUAACUGGAGACCAAUUGACAGAAAAGAAUUGCUUCGAUUUUUGGCUCUCAUUAUUUGGAUGGGGUUAGACAGAAAACCGAAACUCAGAAAUUAUUGGAGUAACAAUUUACUUUACAAAAAUGAAGUUUCUAAAAUGUGUGAAAUAAGUAGAAGUCGAUUUGAAAUAUUAUUACACUUCUUUCACAUUUCAGAUAACGAGAGCUGCCCACCUGGAAACAGACUCUACAAAAUUUCUCCUCUUGUACAAAUACUAAAUGAAAAGUUUCAGAAAAUGUGUACUCCUAGAGAAUCGUUAUGUAUUGACGAAACUAUGGUGCCAUUUCGUGGUAGACUUAGUUUUUUGCAAUACAUUCCUGGAAAAAGACACAAAUAUGGAGUCAAAUUGUUUAAACUUUGCGUCGCAGAUGGAUAUACGUACGCCGUUAAAGUGUACGGUGGAAAAGAGAUGCAACCAUCUGAAAAGUCGUUAGCAUCCAGAGUGGUGAUGGAACUUAUGCAACCGCUUCUAGAUACAGGCAGAAGUUUAUAUACUGAUAAUUUUUAUACGAGUGUUGACUUGGCUCAUGAUUUAAAUAAUAGGAAAACCCAUUUAGUCGGAACAUUACGUUCCAAUAGGAAACAUAAUCCCAAAGCGGUAGUCAAUGCAAAAUUAAAAAGAGGUGACAUGAAGUAUCUACAGAGUAAUACAAAAGUUGUUAUCGGAAAAUGGAAAGAUAAACGGGACGUUUUGUUUUUAACGACCAAGGAUAUUCCUUUGAUGAUAGAUGUUCAAACAAAACGUGGACCUGUUCCCAAACCAUCGACCAUUGUUGACUAUAAUUCUGCAAAAUCUUUUAUCGAUGUGUCGGAUCAAAAGGCUGCAUAUAAUUCCCCUGUUCGACGAAGUAUGAAGUGGUAUCGUAAAUUGGCUGUGGAAUUACUAACAAAUACCGCACUUGUGAACUCUUUAGUUCUCUACAAAUCUGUUACUGGCAAACAUCUCUCAAUUACUGAGUUCCGUGAACAGAUUGUUCAAAGUCUUUUAAUGCCUCAAACAACUUCUGAAAACUCUUUAACAACUUCUGAAAACUCUUUAACAACUCUGCAUACGUUGGACGAGAAAGAGAAAAGGGGAAGGUGUUCAGCAUGUUACAAGAACUUUUCGAACCGUGAAGGAAGAGCAUCAGCGAUGAAGAAUGCCAAAAGGGUAUACACUUUUUGUCCGGCAUGUGCCGUUAAUACCGCAUAUAUGUGUGUUAAGUGUUUUGUGAAUAUUCAUACAUGUUCUUUGAAAAAAUAAAUU
Messenger RNA from Diabrotica virgifera virgifera (western corn rootworm), 1926 nucleotides. RefSeq names its product piggyBac transposable element-derived protein 4-like. The coding region runs from base 1 to 1923 and encodes 640 amino acids. The record is from RefSeq and is a predicted model, not a curated record. Lineage: Eukaryota; Metazoa; Arthropoda; Insecta; Coleoptera; Chrysomelidae. The transcript is spliced from 3 exons.